GGGGGGUGUGUGGACCCCGCCCCCCGUCCCGUUCCCCAUCUACAAAACGCUCCGGGCCGGGCGCUCUGCGCUCACAGGUUCCGGCUCCGCAGUUGCCGCGCCGGCUCCACGCGUCACCCACCCCUGGGACCCCCACCCAUGGGAACGGCGGCCCCUCUGCAGCCGGGGGGAGCUGGCGGUGAGGUCGGGGGCUCCCCUUGCUGUCCUCGCCCCCCCGCCCCGGCCAGCAUGUCGCAGCCCGGGGAGUGAGCCAGGAGACGGGGGAAGGGGCCACGAGAAACUCGCUCCCGCGUGGGUCCGCCCGGCAGGAUGGAGAACAAAGCCAUGUACCUUCACACCUUCAGCGAGAGGGAGAAUGGCUCCAUCUUUGAGGAGCCCUUCGAGGGAAGAAGCCUCUCCAAGCUGAACCUCUGCGAGGACGGUCCCGGCAGGACGGUGAAGGCAGCGGGGCGCUGCGGCCGCCUGGGCUCCCUGGCCGCGCUGAAGUACGCCGUGCUGGGGCUCUACCUGCUCGUCUUCCUCAUCCUCGUUGGAGUCUUCAUCCUUGCAGUUUCCAGACCUCAGACUUCCCCCGAGGACCUGAAGGUGCUGAUGGGGAACGUCAACCGCCUCAACGAGAGCUUUCGGGACAUGCAGCUGAAGCUGCUGCACCUGCCUCUGAAGGGGGAUGUGCUGGAUCACAUCUGGAGGCUCCAGGACCUCCUGCAGAACCACUCAGACUCCUUGUUCCUCAUGACGGGGUCGCUGCAGAAGCUGGAAGGGCUUCUCUGGAGCCUGCAGACCCAGGCCAGCCAAACGGACAGGGCCGUGUCCAACCUGUGGGACAGCCUGAGCCAGCAGAGCGAUGCGGCCCAGCAGGAGAUGUACAAGCUGUCGGUGGAAGGCAACAGCAGCCGGCUGCUGCUGCAGCACCAUGACCACCUCCUGAGCCACUUGGGCAGCAGGAUGGAGAGCCUGAGCGACCAGGUGACGGCCGUCAGUGGGGCGGUGGACACCAUCAACAGGACCUUCUCCUACGAUGUCAACGUCCACCGUACCCGCAUCCAGGACCUGCAGGUGCUCAUCAGCAACGCCACUGAAGACGCCCGGCAGAUGCGGCUCAUCCACAUCGCCAUGGAGCAGCAGCUGAAGCACGAGCUGGCCAUCCUCAACAACGUGACGGAGGACUUGCGGCUCAAGGACUGGGAGCACUCUGUGGCGCUCAAGAACAUCUCUGUGAUACGGGGGCCACCAGGACCCAAAGGAGACCAAGGCAACGAGGGAAUGGAGGGUGAACCUGGUCUUCCCGGCCCGCCCGGGCUGCGAGGGCUGCCUGGGGAGAGAGGACCCCCAGGACCACGUGGCUUGAAAGGCGACCAAGGAGACCUUGGCCCUCCAGGCCCAGCGGGGAUGCGGGGAUCCAAAGGUGACCGUGGCCUGAAGGGAGAGAAGGGGGACCGAGGUGGUAGCACAGCCACCGCCGAGGAGGGGACGGUCCGGCUGGUGAACGGCUCCAGCUCCCACGAGGGACGGGUGGAGGUUUUCUACGACCGGCGCUGGGGCACGGUGUGCGACGACGGCUGGGACAAGAAGGACGGGGACGUGGUGUGCCGGAUGCUGGGCUUCCGAGGCGCCGAGGAGGUGUACCGCAUGGCCCGCUUCGGCCAAGGCACCGGCAGGAUCUGGAUGGACGACGUCUCGUGCACGGGCACGGAGCAGAGUCUCCAGCACUGCAGCUUCUCCGGCUGGGGCAGGACCAACUGCGGGCACGCCGAGGACGCCGGCGUCAAGUGCCUGGCGCUGUGAGGGGACGGGACCCCAAAUCUGCCCGGGGGGUUCGCUCCGUCCCCGCCAGUCUCACCCGAGCUUCCCAAAGUGGUUUGAUUCUUAGAGAAAUAAAUGCUUUUUUAAUAUUC
Columba livia (rock pigeon) is the source of this 1895-nucleotide messenger RNA. It is a transcript of the gene SCARA5, whose product is annotated as scavenger receptor class A member 5. The coding region runs from base 310 to 1785 and encodes 491 amino acids. Lineage: Eukaryota; Metazoa; Chordata; Aves; Columbiformes; Columbidae. The record is from RefSeq and is a predicted model, not a curated record. Gene Ontology annotation, cellular component: plasma membrane; synaptic cleft; terminal bouton. The transcript is spliced from 9 exons. Gene Ontology annotation, molecular function: ferritin receptor activity. Gene Ontology annotation, biological process: iron ion transmembrane transport.